CGAUCUUGUUUUUUGUUUUGUAAUCCUUUGGUUGAAUUAUUUAUUUUAAUUUGGCAACACUGUAGCUAGUCAAUGGUGAAAUGUCGGAUUCAUCUUGUAAUCUUGUGUUGUCAAUGCAUUUUCAAUUUUAUAAAUAGUUGCAAUAAUAAAUUAGUGACUUUUCUUUGUGGUUCUUUGAAAAUAAAUAAAAUUCAAUUAAUCUUAAACGUCAUGGAACAACAUUUUUAAGAGUGAAGGAGUAUAUUGUUGCAAAUAUACAUUUUUAUUGUGUAAUGAUUCCCUACGUCAGCGCUUGGUCUUUUAUUUGAUUAUUGAUGAUGGAUCAAGCACAGGGUGGUAGUGUGGCAAGCUCUGGUUUUCACCAGCUUAGCAUAACUGUUGAAUGUGCACAUUUAAGAUCCAGUACCUUACUCAAACCCACACCUUAUGUAGAAAUCAUAGUCGAUGACAAGACCCCACAAAAGACGGAAACCGUAAAAACUAGCUCCCAACCGAAAUGGAAUGAAACAUUCACCUGUUUGGUCACUCAGCAUUCCAAAAUUCUCUUCUCUGUAAAGGAUCACAACAAUUUUAGAAAAGAUACGGUCAUAGGUGAAAAAAAAGUCGAUCUGUUUUUGUUGUUGUUCCAUUUUAAUGGCAGAUGCGACAAUUUAGACCUUACUAUGGAUCUUAUGAGCGACGCAAAACAGACGGAUUCUCCUUCAAAGGUUGGCGAGCUGAUCUGUUGUCUUAAGGGCUUGGUGAUCGACAUGUCUAAUACACGAUCGAAUGAAUCUCUACCAUUAGGACCUAGCAAUACAGAUGGUAUGUCUAACAGGAACGUUUUGAACGGCAUCAGAGCCAAACUUAGAGGUCAAGGAUCGGAAAAUGUCAUGCCAAAUCCAUCGUCUACAUCGACAUCUUCGACCUCGUCCUCGAGAAGUAAUUCUGAACGGGCGGAACAUAGAAGGACUCAUGUGAAUUCUGCCGGAAGCGCACCUAUCUCAAUAUCGCCUAGCAAUAAUAGCAUUCCAAACGGAUGCAUCGGCCCCCCAGUAACUGUGCCAAACGGCAAUGUAGUACAUAAUGAAACUGAAGAAACUAGAACAGAUGGUGAACCACUGCCUCCUGGUUGGGAAAUGAGGUUUGAUACAUAUGGCCGUAGAUAUUAUGUUGAUCAUAAUACUAGGUCAACAUCUUGGGAAAGACCUCAACCAUUGCCGCCCGGAUGGGAAAUGAGACGUGACCCAAGAGGUCGGGUAUAUUAUGUAGAUCACAAUACUAGGACGACAACUUGGCAAAGACCGAAUUCAGAAAGAUUACAACAUUAUCAGCAAUGGCAGGGUCAAAGGCAACACAUCGUAUCUCAAGGGAAUCAACGUUUCUUAUACCCUCAACACCAACCGGCUCCUGUACCUGGUCCUGGUCCUUCUGUUGUUGCUGAGGAAGAUGACGGUUUAGGAGUUCUUCCUUCAGGUUGGGAGAGGCGUGUUCAACCGGAAGGUCGAGUAUAUUUUGUCAAUCACAAAAAUCGGACCACGCAAUGGGAAGAUCCGCGAACUCAAGGCCAGGAAAUUAGUGACGUCGAAGAAAUACCGUUACCGCCCGGUUGGGAAAUUAGAUUUACCGAAGAUAAUAAAAGGUAUUUUGUUGAUCACAAUACGAAAACGACGACGUUCGAUGACCCCCGUCCCGGAGCACCCAAAGGUCCGAAAGGAGUUUACGGCGUACCUAGGGCGUACGAAAGGUCAUUUAAAUGGAAAAUCAGUCAAUUUAGGUUUCUGUGUCAAAGUAAUGCUCUGCCAAGUCACAUAAAAAUCCAAGUGACGCGACAGACGCUUUUUGAAGAUUCAUUCCACACUAUCAUGCGAUUGCCUGCUUACGAGUUACGUAGGCGACUAUAUAUCAUAUUUAAAGGUGAAGAAGGAUUAGAUUAUGGCGGCGUCAGUAGGGAAUGGUUCUUCCUAGUUUCGCACGAAGCGCUCAAUCCGAUGUAUUGUUUAUUUGAAUACGCGAAUAAGAAUAAUUACAGUUUGCAAAUCAAUCCCGCUUCGUAUGUGAAUCCGGAACAUUUGACCUACUUCAAGUUUAUAGGAAGGUUCAUAGCGAUGGCCCUGUACCACGGCAGAUUUAUCUAUUCCGGUUUCACGAUGCCAUUCUACAAACGCAUGUUGGGCAAAAAACUGAUAAUGAAAGAUAUUGAAAGUAUCGAUCCAGAAUUUUACAAUUCACUAGUUUGGAUCAAGGAAAAUAGUAUCGACGAUUGCGGAUUGGAAUUGUAUCAUAGCGUAGAUUUUGAAGUUUUGGGCCAAAUAGUACAUCACGAAUUGAAAAAGAAUGGCGACAAGGAAAGAGUGACUGAAGAAAACAAGGAAGAAUAUCUUACUUUAAUGACUGAUUGGAGGAUGACGAGAGGCAUCGAACAGCAAACACAGGCGUUCCUCGACGGUUUCAAUGAAGUCGUACCCAUUGAGUGGCUCAAAUACUUUGACGAAAGAGAGUUGGAAUUGUUAUUAUGUGGAAUGCAGGAAAUCGACGUCGAAGAUUGGCAAAGGCAUACGAUUUAUAGGCAUUAUACGAGAAACAGUAAACCGGUUGCUUGGUUUUGGCAGUUCGUAAAGCAAUCUGACAACGAAAAGCGCGCCCGCCUUCUGCAAUUCGUCACCGGCACUUGCCGCGUACCAGUCGGCGGCUUCGCCGAACUCAUGGGUUCCAACGGACCGCAACGCUUCUGCAUCGAAAAGGUAGGCAAGGAAUCGUGGCUGCCGCGCUCGCACACCUGCUUCAAUCGACUGGACCUGCCGCCGUACAAGAGUUACGAGCAACUCGUCGAGAAACUCACGUACGCCAUCGAGGAGACCGACACCUUCGGCCAGGAAUGAUCACCUUUAACUUGUAAUUUAUAUAUGUACCUGAAUUCCGACAUAUAAGUCUCAUUUUGAUCUAAACGUUUGUGUUUUGGUGACGUUUGAGUUUAAUCUUCGACGUUUCGUCGGUUGGUUUUUUGUUUGUUGCGCUACAGGGUUCAUACAGAGACGAAGACUGGAAAUUACGACAUUUUGUGUUUUUUUUGAUUUGGUUCAAGUUUGGAGAAUCAAUUGCUCGUAAUAGGUAAAAAAAGGUUGAUCAUAUCUUUAAUCGUUGAUGAAAUAUAUAUUGGUAAGCUCAGGGUGUUCAACAUGUAUGAAAGCAGUAAGCGAAAUUGUAGAGUUAGAUUUGU
Psylliodes chrysocephalus is the source of this 3199-nucleotide messenger RNA. The record is from the annotation of a GenBank genome assembly. Lineage: Eukaryota; Metazoa; Arthropoda; Insecta; Coleoptera; Chrysomelidae.